Oldenlandia corymbosa var. corymbosa is the source of this 177-nucleotide messenger RNA. The record is from the annotation of a GenBank genome assembly. Lineage: Eukaryota; Viridiplantae; Streptophyta; Magnoliopsida; Gentianales; Rubiaceae.
AUGAGCCUAGUAAGCAAAGUGGGGGAUUGGGGUUUCAAGGCCUUCACGGCGACCUUAGGCGUCGCCACCAUCUACUUAGCCGGAACUUUUUCCGUCAACGUUUAUCGUGGCCUCGCUUGGCACUCCGCCGAAUCGAAACUUGAGAAAUUGGAAACCACUGAUGAGAAGCCUGAAUGA